AUGGGUCCCGUGCCCAAGCUCCACCCGAUCUUAUCAAACGUCAUCAAAGACACCAACCACCAGAACAACAUGGAGAAGCUCCCCAUCCACUCUCAGGAAGUAGACGGCUCAGUCGAUCAGCAUGAGCGUCGAACACGGCCUACCACGGCCACAUUUGUGCGCCGCUUGGGCAUCGCCGUGGUGUUCCUCAUCGGUUACUACCUGCUGCUUCUGAAGCCAUCCCCCGCAUGCGACGGCCACAACACGCGUCUUCAGCCAGAAAUCAACAAAGCUGUGGAUAUCGAAGAAUAUGAGCAGUCCACUCUGGAUGCUAGCCAGAGCACACAGAAAACACUGGAGCAAACCAGGAUACCGCUGGAAGCUCACAUCAUGAGCAAAUGCCCCGAUGCCAAAGCUUGCUUACAGCAGCUGGUCCUCCCCACUAUGGAGCAGAUCAGCGAAAAAGUGGAUUUCAGGCUUAACUUCAUCGCUAGGUACGUGAUACUAUGCAGCAAGACUGAUUCAAACUCCAUUACACCACCCUCCACCCACGACCUUUGGCUAAUGAUCAUCACUAGUGUUUCCCCCAACAACGAAGAGAUAGAAUGCAAGCACGGUCCUGGGGAAUGUAUCGGUGACAUGCUUCUACUCUGUGCAGCCAACCUACCGUUCCCUGCGAUCGGCGACGAAGCACUCCUCCCACCCCAGUACCCUCGGACCCCGAUUGUCCGUUCACUGGGAUUCGCAAAUUGCCUAAUCAACGAUUUCGACCAGAUACCCGAGCGGGAAUUUGUGCACCAAUGCGCCAUGGAGUUCGGAAUCGACUUUGAGGCUUUGAACAAAUGUGCAAGCCAACAGAACGAUGACCCAGAUAAUGGAGGAAACGGUGGCCCGCCCCUCAGCGGCAUUGCCUUGUUGCGUGAGAGCGCUGGUCGCAGUGAAGGCCUUGGUGUUCACACCAGCUGCACUGUGCGCCUGGACGACACUGUUUGGUGUGUUCGCGAUGACGGCGAAUGGAAAGAUUGCGGCCAGGCCAGCUCCAACAGCCAACCUUCGGCUCUCAUUGAUCAAGUGGAGAAGCUUUACAAGGAGAGAAACUGA
Messenger RNA from Penicillium olsonii, 1080 nucleotides. NCBI's taxonomy places the organism in Eukaryota, Fungi, Ascomycota, Eurotiomycetes, Eurotiales, Aspergillaceae. The record is from the annotation of a GenBank genome assembly.